This is a messenger RNA of Uloborus diversus, 3393 nucleotides long. RefSeq names its product valine--tRNA ligase-like (gene ValRS). The record is from RefSeq and is a predicted model, not a curated record. NCBI's taxonomy places the organism in Eukaryota, Metazoa, Arthropoda, Arachnida, Araneae, Uloboridae. Gene Ontology annotation, cellular component: cytosol. Gene Ontology annotation, molecular function: valine-tRNA ligase activity; ATP binding; aminoacyl-tRNA deacylase activity. Gene Ontology annotation, biological process: valyl-tRNA aminoacylation. The transcript has 27 exons. The coding region runs from base 82 to 3225 and encodes 1047 amino acids.
AUAACGACAAGAUCUAACAUCAACAAACUUUUCCACCAACGUGCUUCUGUAUUGUUACAGAAUCAAGAAGAACGCUUCAAAAUGCCUGAUUUGGGUUCAACUACUUUAGAAAGUAUGGAUGAUGCAACGGGUGCUCCAAAAAGUGCCGCACAACUAAAAAAAGAAGCUAAGAAAAAGGAAAAACUUGAAAAGUUUAAACAAAAGCAAGAAAAAAUACAAGCCAAAAAUGUUGACAAACCAGCAAAGAAGAUAAAGGAGAAAAAAGAGAAAGAAGUUUUGAUUUAUGAUAAAGAAGUAGCUCCUGGUGAUAAAAAAGACAUAUCUGGUCCCAUGCCAGAUGCUUACAGUCCAAAAUAUGUUGAAGCAGCUUGGUAUGCCUGGUGGGAAAAAUCAGGUUUCUUCAAACCAGAAUAUGGUGGUAAAGAUUUGACUCAAGUCAAGGAAGAUGAGAAGUUUGUUAUUGUUAUUCCUCCCCCAAAUGUAACAGGCAGUUUACAUGUUGGUCAUGCUUUGACCAGUGCCAUUGAGGAUUGCAUAACAAGAUGGCACAGAAUGAAAGGUAAAACAACUCUUUGGAAUCCUGGUUGUGAUCAUGCAGGUAUUGCCACUCAGGUAGUUGUAGAAAAGAAACUCUGGAAGGAGCAGCAGAAACGAAGGCAUGAUCUUGGGCGGGAAAAGUUCAUUCAAGAAGUCUGGAAAUGGAAAGAAGAAAAAGGUGACAGGAUAUAUGAACAAUUGAGGCUGAUGGGAUGCUCUGUUGACUGGGAUCGUGCAACCUUUACAAUGGACCCAAAAAUGUGCCGAGCAGUGACUGAAGCAUUUGUGAGGCUUCAUGAGCAAGGUCUGAUUUAUCGAGCGAAUCGUUUGGUCAAUUGGUCUUGCACAUUGAAGUCAGCUAUAUCAGAUAUAGAGGUAGAUAAAUUGGAAUUAACAGGAAGGACAAUGCUUUCUGUGCCUGGUCAUGUUGAGAAAGUUGAAUUUGGAGUUCUUAUUUCUUUUGCGUAUCCUGUUGAAGAUUCUGAUGAGGAAAUUGUGGUUGCAACCACAAGAAUAGAGACUAUGUUAGGAGAUUCAGCAGUUGCAGUUCAUCCCAACGAUUCACGUUACACUCACCUUCAUGGAAAGUACGUUACUCAUCCCUUCUGCUCCAGACGAAUGCCAAUUGUUUGUGAUGAUUUUGUUGAUAUGGAGUUUGGAACAGGUGCUGUAAAGAUUACUCCCGCUCAUGAUCCUGCUGAUUACGAAGUUGGACUUCGCCAUAAUCUUCCAUUCAUAAAUAUUCUUCAUGAUGAUGGAAUAAUGAACAGCAAUUGUGCUGAAUUUGCAGGAAUGAAACGAUUUGAAGCUCGAAGAAAAGUUCUUGCAGCAUUGAAGAGCAAAGGUCUUUAUAGAGAGACAAAAGACAAUCCAAUGGCUGUCCCUAUUUGUAGUCGAUCCAAAGAUAUUGUGGAACCUCUCUUGAAAAUUCAAUGGUAUGUGAAAUGUGAUGGAAUGGCCCAGAAAGCAUUGGAGGCUGUGAAAGAUGGAAGCUUAAAAAUAUAUCCUGAAGUACACAUAAAAACUUGGAAUCAUUGGUUAGAAAAAAUUAGAGACUGGUGUGUUUCCAGGCAGUUGUGGUGGGGACAUCGAAUUCCUGCAUAUUAUGUAACAAUAAAAGGUAGAGAAGAAAGUUGUGAUGCAAAUGAUAAUGAGAAGUGGAUUAGUGCAAGAAGUGAAGAAGAAGCACGUGAGAAAGCAGCUAAGAAGUUUAAUGUAUCCUCUUCAAACAUUGAGUUAAAGCAAGAUGACGAUGUUUUGGAUACUUGGUUUUCAUCUGGACUUUUCCCAUUUUCUAUAUUUGGUUGGCCAGAUAAUACAACAGAUCUGAAGGCAUUUUAUCCUGGAACAUUGCUUGAAACAGGACAUGACAUUAUAUUCUUCUGGGUUGCCAGAAUGGUGAUGCUAGGUAUUCAAUUGAUGGGACAACCACCUUUCAAAGAGGUGUUUCUUCAUUCUAUUGUAAGAGAUGCCCAUGGCAGAAAAAUGAGCAAAUCUUUAGGAAAUGUUAUUGACCCUAUUGAUAUGAUAAAUGGAAUUUCUUUAGAGGCCUUGCAUGCAACAUUGAAAGACUCCAAUCUGGAUCCCAAAGAAAUUGAAAAAGCCACCCAAGGGCAGAAAUCUGACUUUCCUAGUGGAAUACCAGAGUGUGGAACUGACGCUUUACGCUUUGCUCUUUGUGCAUAUACAGCUCAAGGUCGUGACAUAAAUUUAGACAUAAAUCGUGUCGAAGGCUAUCGACACUUUUGCAAUAAACUUUGGAAUGCCACAAAAUUUGCUUUGAUGUCUUUGAGUCCUGAUUUUGUUCCAAAGGAGAAAUUUUCGUUAACUGGGAAAGAAAGUAGCAUGGAUUUGUGGAUCCUGAGCCGAUUGUCAACUGCUGUGGAGGCCUGCAACAAUGGCUUUGAAACCUAUGAUUUCCCUGCUGCUACUACUGCUUGCUACUCGUUUUGGCUCUAUGAUCUUUGUGAUGUGUAUUUGGAAUCUCUGAAGCCUAUUUUCCAAGGUAAUGAUGCUGAUGCCAUAGAAACUUCAAAAGAGAUGCUCUACUCUUGCUUGGAUACUGGUUUGAGAUUGUUAAGCCCCUUUAUGCCAUUUGUGACGGAAGAAUUGUUCCAGAGGCUACCAAGGCGCAAAGGUGAUACCAUACCCAGUAUUGUUGUAUCAAAAUAUCCUUUGCCAAGUGAGUAUUCGUGGAAGAAUUUUGAACUGGAAAAAGCAGUCACGUUUGCUUUGGAUAUAGUUCAUAAAGUUCGCUCCAUGAGAGCGGACUACAACCUUCCGAAGAACGAAAAACUCGAUUUAUUUUUGAAGUGUGAUGAUGAAGACACAAAAGUUAUGUUGAAUGGUCUAUGUGACAUAAUCUUAACCCUAACUUCUUCAGCUACUGUGAAAAUAACUGUGGAGAUACCUAAGGGUUGUGCAAUAACAACUGUAUCAGAAAAUUGUGAAGCCCAUUUGUUAUUGAAGGGUCAUAUCGACAUAAGUAAAGAAAUAUCUCGGCUGGAACAGAAAAAGGAGAAGUUGGACUCUCAGGUUUCUAAAUUGAGGCAAGCAACUCAAGUCCCAGAUUAUGAAAGUAAAGUGCCUGCUGCAGUUAGAGAAUCUCAUUCUGAAAAAAUUUCUUUGACAGAAGGAGAGCUAAAUAAAGUCUUUCAAGCUAUAGAAACAUUAAAAAUAAUGGACUAAAUUAGAGAGUAAAAUUAUUUAAAUAUCAAAGUGCUGUAUUGUAAUAGCAUUCCCUAAUUUUUAAAUUACUGUACAUAACGUUCUACUGUAAUUUAUUUUUAAAUUAAACAUUUUGAAAAUUGAACUAUUGCUGUCUAAAAUUCUUUAAGAUACUUCCUGCAGAAUUUA